UUGAAGGCCACCAUAAGCCUAUUGGAGUCGGGGGAGGAGGAGAAGAAGGGAUAGAUGAUUGGAUUAACCUACCUCAGGCAACCACCUGUGGUCUGCGGCCUCGUCAGGUCUACUUCCUGCUUCUUAUCACCCAUCUUCUUCAUUUCCGCGAGGAAGAGGAGCUGGGUAGCCCGUGCAAAUGACCGGCUCGAUGGAGUAGGCUUCGAUUCGAAUCUACAUGCGGCAAUCAGAGCGGCUUUCAUUCGAUUCGAGGAGACUCUUUGCCCCGUGGCAGAUCCUCUUUUUAUCGACCCAUAUGCUGAAUGUUUGGUUUCUUCUGAGGUUGGUAACCCUGUGAAGAAGCCGCAGCAAAGAUCCUCGUUAUCAUCACUACAUUACAGACUGGCAACUAAGUUCAUUGAUGACAAAAUACUUGAUGAGAUUAGUAGAUUAGAGGAGCUGAGGCAGAUUGUUCUUUUGACAGAUGGUAUGGACACUCGUCCGUAUAGGUUGAACUGGCCACGAUUUACAGUCAUUUAUGAUAUAUCACCUGAAGCUGUCUUUGAAGCAGCUUAUGGGAAGCUUCAAGGUGGUGGAGCUAAGGUUUCCAAAACUUGCAUGAUGAUCCACGCUUCGCUUGAGUCAUAUGACUUGCAAACUCUUCUACAAAGAAAAGGGUUUAGCGGUCAUAAACCAAGCUUAUGGGCACUCCAGGGGCUACCACUGGCGACAUUGGCUGAGUUUGAGGAUAUAUUAUCUACAGUUAGCAGUUUAGCCAUGAAAGGCUGCCUUUUCAUUGGUGAAUUGCCUGGUUGCUUGCUCGGCACUGAACUUGAUAAUAAGCUUGCUACACAAAGGUGGAUGGAAAAGCUUUUCCUGAAUCAUGGCUUCAGAGUCAGUGUAGUGAACUACGAUGAAGUUGCAAGAAAUGUGCUUGGAGGACCCGAAGGAAAGCCUAUUAAUGUGCUUUUUGUUGCAAGGCAGUUGAGGCUUUCUGAUGCCCAGAUGGAAGCCUGGAGGUCACAUGUUGAAAGGAUUGAUGAAGAAGGUGAUGAGGAAGGAUUUGAGGAAUUUUAGAACCUUUUUGUGAUGGUGAUAUAAAAAUGGUAUCCUGCUUAUUAUACUUAUGCUCUGUUCCUCUUUGUCUAUGUUAAAGUUUAUCUGCAUAGUCACUUUUUAGAAAUUGAUUUGUUGUUUAAGGAUGGUCCGUUUUGGUUUCUUGUUAUUAGCUGCAGUUCUUCCAACUGAACUUUUUAUUAUAUAAAAGUCUUGUGUACGUUCUGUGGUAACUCCAGAGACAUGCCUAUACAGAGGUUAAUUGUUUUGCCUUUU
Dendrobium catenatum is the source of this 1311-nucleotide messenger RNA. Its product is annotated as putative S-adenosyl-L-methionine-dependent methyltransferase Mflv_5024. The coding region runs from base 55 to 1056 and encodes 333 amino acids. Gene Ontology annotation, molecular function: methyltransferase activity. The transcript is spliced from 7 exons. The record is from RefSeq and is a predicted model, not a curated record. Gene Ontology annotation, biological process: methylation. Lineage: Eukaryota; Viridiplantae; Streptophyta; Magnoliopsida; Asparagales; Orchidaceae.